This is a messenger RNA of Eutrema salsugineum, 588 nucleotides long. Its product is annotated as 2-Cys peroxiredoxin BAS1, chloroplastic. Gene Ontology annotation, molecular function: thioredoxin peroxidase activity. The record is from RefSeq and is a predicted model, not a curated record. The transcript is spliced from 7 exons. Lineage: Eukaryota; Viridiplantae; Streptophyta; Magnoliopsida; Brassicales; Brassicaceae. Gene Ontology annotation, biological process: cellular response to stress; cell redox homeostasis; response to oxidative stress. Bases 1 to 588 code for a protein of 195 amino acids.
AUGAAGUCGUAUGGACAUUUGAGCAUCAAAGACAUCUCUGUAGAAGUUGAUGGUGCUCUUAACAGGGUCACAUGGAUAAACUAUAUAACAUCACUUGAGGAUGUAUUUGAGCGACAAAAGGAAGCACUAAAUAAGAACAUUGGAGGAGGUCUGCUUGGAGUUGUAAUGGCUGUUGUGGAAACAGAGAUUACUGCCUUCAGUGACCGGCAUGCAGAGUUUGAGAAGUUUUUGAACACAGAAAUAUUAGGUGUCUCUGUCGAUAGUGUGUCUGCUGGUGUCUAUGUGUGGGUUCAAACAGACAGGAAAUCUGGAGGACUUGGUGAUCUAAACUAUCCCCUUAUUUCAGAUGUCACUAAAUCGAUCUCAAAGUCAUUCGGAGUGCUCAUCCAUGAUCAGGGAAUAGCACUGAGAGGGCUCUUCAUAAUCGACAAGGACGGAGUGAUCCAACAUUCCACCAUCAACAAUCUUGCUAUUGGCCAAAGCGUUGAUGAGACAAUGAGAACCCUCCAGGCCUUACAAUACAUCCAGGAAAACCCCGAUGAAGCCUGCCCUGCAGGAUGGAAACCAGGGGAGAUGAAAGAAAGAUGA